Molecule: messenger RNA, 753 nt
Organism: Thlaspi arvense
Lineage: Eukaryota; Viridiplantae; Streptophyta; Magnoliopsida; Brassicales; Brassicaceae
Source: the annotation of a GenBank genome assembly
AUGUGGCAAGUAAUCACUGCAUUGAGCUUAAGGCCAUGGAAGCUACAGCGACCGAUCGCUCUGCACAUUCGCCGAAUAUCCAAUAUCUCGGUCAUAAAUUGGUUCGUUGCCUCUCUGAAAAUCCAUGGAACCAACCUCAAAACAUUGAAGCAAGCUCACUGUUCCAUGAUCAUAACCGGUUUAAACAGAGACAACCUCAUCGUUGCCAAAUUCGUCGAGGCAUGUUCAGUUGCUGGACAUCUCCGAUAUGCUUACUCUGUAUUCACCCACCAGCCAUUGCCCAACGCUUAUCUCCACAACACCAUGAUCAGAGCUUUGUCUCUCGUCGACGAACCCAACGCGCACUCGAUCGCGGUUUUAGUCUACAGAAAGUUCUGGGCUUUAUGUUCGAAGCCUGACACGUUUACUUUCCCUUUUGUGCUGAAGAUUGCUGUUCGGUUGUCUGAUGUUUUGUUUGGGAGACAGAUUCAUUGCCAAACGGUGGUUUUCGGGUUUGAUUCCAGUGUCCAUGUAGUUACAGGUUUGAUUCAGAUGUACUGUUCCUGUGGCGGUUUGGGAGAUGCACGUAAGGUGUUUGAUGAAAUGCGUGUGAGGGACGUUACUGUUUGGAAUGCGUUGUUAGCUGGGAAGAGAUAUUUGGAGAAUCAGCCGAAGAGGAGAGAGAUCGUUAUGGCGCGUAGAUUAACGGCUGUGAUGUUAUUAAUGACGAAAACUCUGGAGGGUUUCGAGUUUGGGCUCAGGCUUAGGCCUUAA